AUGCCUCCACCACCACCGAAACCGCCACCGUCAGGCACCGGAGCUGGCGCCGCUUCGAAGGAGGAGAACAUCUAUAUCCCAUCUUUCAUCAGUAAACGACCAUUCUACGCUGGCGAAGAAGGCGAGGAAAAUGAUUACCUCAAGCAUCAGCGCCGUGAGGAGAAAGACGAGAAGUCACAAUGGUACGACCGCGGCAGAAAGGCUGGCCCAGCGGCUACCAAGUACCGGAAAGGCGCUUGUGAAAACUGCGGCGCCAUGACACACAAGAAGAAAGACUGCUUGAGUCGACCAAGAGCAAAGGGCGCAAAGUGGACAGGCAGGGAUAUUCAGGCCGAUGAGGUUAUCCAAGACGUCAAUAUGGGUUGGGACGCCAAACGCGAUCGCUGGAAUGGCUACGAUGCGAAGGAGUACCGCAAUGUGGUGGACGACUUCAACCAGAUGGAGGAGCUGCGCAAACAGGCCACCAAGGGCGAAAACGGCGACGAGGAAGCAGACGAAGGCGACAAGUAUGCGGAAGAGAAUGACAUGAGCAAGCAUCAGAGCACAGCAACUCGACAACUACGAAUAAGAGAAGAUACUGCCAAGUAUCUACUGAAUCUCGACCUAGAAUCCGCCAAAUACGACCCCAAGACCCGGUCACUGGUCGAUGCUGGAGCAACAGCAGACAAGGCAGCGGACGUCUUUGCAGAAGAAGGAUUCAUGCGAUCAUCUGGUGAUGCCGGCGCAUUUGAGAAUGCCCAGCGAUACGCAUGGGAAGCGCAAGAGAAGUCUGGCGAUACAACUCAACAUCUGCAAGCAAACCCAACAGCAGGAGAGUUCUACCGGAAGAAGGAGAGAGAAGAGGCAGAAGCAAAACGUGCAGAGCGUGAGAAGCUACUUCUCGACAAAUAUGGCGGAGACCAAAAGGCUAUGCCAGCUGCUUUACGUAACCUUGCUGUUACUGAGUCGGAGACAUUUGUCGAGUACGAUGAAGCUGGUUUGAUCAAGGGUGCACCCAAGAAGGAGGCCAAGUCCAAAUAUGCUGAGGACGUUCUCAUCAACAACCAUGCUUCUGUAUGGGGAAGCUGGUGGUCUAACUUCAAAUGGGGUUAUGCUUGUUGUCAUUCGUUCAUCAAGAACAGCUACUGCACUGGAGACGAGGGCAAGCUGGCUUGGGAAGCAGCUGAGCGUCAACGCAGUGGUGCCAAUUUGGUUAAAGACACGGAGGAAGAGACUGAAGAGGCAGAAGAUGCUGAGAAGAACAAAGAAGAAGAGAAGCCGCGCAAGCGGACAAGGGAGGAAAUGAUGAAUGGAGUGACAGAAGAGGAGAUGGACGAGUACAGGAAGAAACGGACAGUGACGAAUGAUCCAAUGGCGAAGAUGUUGGGUAAGGAUGAGCUUUUAACAUAG
Molecule: messenger RNA, 1389 nt
Organism: Fusarium sp. VM40
Lineage: Eukaryota; Fungi; Ascomycota; Sordariomycetes; Hypocreales; Nectriaceae
Source: the annotation of a GenBank genome assembly